CGCGCAACAUCUCGCCAAUUUUUUCAAGAUCCACCAAAACUGUCUUCGCAUAGGGAUAGGGAUGCAUUUGAUUAUCCACAACAGGUCAAUGGGAAAACAUCAAGAACACAUGCCAUGGUCGAUCCUAACCAGUUCAUUGAGGAUCUCAGUGAUAGUGAGGAAUGGGAAGAGGUAGUCCAACUGGUUAAUAGGCCGCCUGCACUCAAAAGACCAGCAGGAAUGGAAAUUGAGAGACCAGUGAAGCGUGGUCUACUUGGUACUGCACCACCUGUAUCGCCCACACCUCCCAAAAAUGGACCACAUCCAACUAGUGCCAAACAUUUUCCUCCUGGAUUUAUACCACCACCGGCAAUGCCUGCGAAACUGUCUGCAGCGAAGCCGCCUGGAUUUAUACCACCACCGGCAAUGCUUGCAAAGCCGUCGGCAACUGCUCUGCGUCCAUCAAUGGAACAGGUUUCAUCAAAAUCAUUUUUCCGUAUGGAAUAUCCGAGUGUCAGGCCAAAAAUCUAUUUUAGUAAUCAACAAUCGUACAGAGAAGAAGAAGAAGAAGCACAGCAGUCAAACGGAUCCACAGAACCUGCACAAGCGAGAAUUGCUCCGGCGGCUCCUACUUCUGGUUAUUCCUAUAACUGGCGUCAUGAAGUGCCUGCAGAUCCGAUGGCAAAGCAUGGUGGAGUGGAAUCUAGAUUUGGUGGUUACUUCGAAUGA
This is a messenger RNA of Cooperia oncophora, 708 nucleotides long. Lineage: Eukaryota; Metazoa; Nematoda; Chromadorea; Rhabditida; Trichostrongylidae. The record is from the annotation of a GenBank genome assembly.